Molecule: messenger RNA, 2465 nt
Organism: Medicago truncatula (barrel medic)
Lineage: Eukaryota; Viridiplantae; Streptophyta; Magnoliopsida; Fabales; Fabaceae
Product: importin subunit alpha-2
Exons: 7
Coding region: 1160-2056 (298 amino acids)
Molecular function (GO): protein binding
Source: RefSeq, a predicted model, not a curated record
GUCUGUUAAUUCUGAAUCUUAAAUUAGGGUUUUGCUUUCAAUUCCCAAAUCAUCAUUUUCACCUUCAAUUGGUGUUUGCCUAGCCCUAUGGUCUGGUCGGAUGAUAACAUCCAACAACUGGAAGCAACUAAGCAAAUUCGGAGGCUUCUUUCAACAAAAAAAGCUCUCCGAUUGAGCAAGUUAUUCAAUCUGCUGUUGUUCCUCGUUUUGUUGAGUUUCUAUUUAGGGACGAUUUACCUCAACUUCAGUUUGAAGCUACUUCGGCACUUUCAAACAUAGUAGCUGGAACUUCUAAGAACACUAAGGUGGUAAUUGAUCAUGGAGAGCAGUACCAAUGUUUGUCAAGCUAGUUCACCUCAUGAUGAUGUUCGGGACAGGCUGUGCGGGCAUUAGGAAACGUUGCCGUUGAUUCCCCUAUGUGCCGUGAUCUUGUUUUCAGUCAUGGUGCCUUGAUCCCAUUGCUAUCCCAGUUCAAUGAUCAAACAAGGCUUUCUAUGCUGAGAGUUGCCGUUGUUUUUGAAAAAUUAAAACUGACACCAUGCAUGUUGGGCAAUCUCAUAUCUUUCUGAUGGAACAAAUGACAUAAUCCAAGAGGUGAUUGAGGCAGGUAUAUGUGGCAGACUGGUGGAGCUACUUCUGUAAGUACCAAUUUUCGAUCCCUGGUCAACCAAUUUUUGUUGCAAUUAUUGAUUAUUUUGGCUCUAAAUGUAUGUGCAUGUUUUGAAGGCACCCAUCUCCUUCAGUGCUGAUACCUGUAAUUUGCACAAUUGGAAAUAUUGUAACUGGAGACGAUAUGCAGACUCAAGUAAUGUCGUCAUAAUGGAUUGUAAUUGUUGCUACCUAAUUAUUUCUAAUUAAAUAUUUAACUUUUAUAGAGUAAAUUAUUGAAUUAGUAUUGUGUUAGUUAUUUUGGAAAUUAAAUUUAAAUUUAAAAAUAUUAUAUCCUGAAACUAUUGAUAGGUAAAUUUUGUAAGUCUAAUUUGAUUAACGGAAGACACCAAAAUGCUAUAUGUGGUUGUUGAAACUUGAUCGACAAUUUUAGAAAUAAUAGCCUAUAAAUCAAGUUUCUUUUUUGAGGGGUAGGGGGAUUUUGUCUUCGGAAGAACCAAAAGUUAUACUUGCUAGUCACAUAGGUGAGUCACUACUAUUUAUUAUUAUUAUGAAUCUAGUCUCUUCUCGCCCCUUGUAUUUUUUCAUCUCAUGUGUCACCUGUGAGAAUUACCUGAUUUGGUGGGACUCUUUUUGUCAGGCUAUUAUCAAUCAUGGUUCACUCUCAUGCCUUUUGAGCCUGCUGACCCAUAAUCACAAUAAUAAUAGUAUUAAAAGAAAAGUUUGCUGGACUAUAUCAAACAUAACAGCUGGGAAAAGAGAGAUGAUACAGGCUGUUAUUGAAGCUGGUCUGAUUGCUCCCCUAGUCAAUCUUCUUCAAUAUGCCGAGUUUGACAUUAAAAAAGAAGCUGCAUGGGCACUCUCUAAUGCUACGUUUAGUGGUACCCCUGAGCAAAUCAAGUACUUGGUGAGCUAUGAUUGCAUUAAGCCUCUGUGUGAUUUGCUUGUUUGCCCUGAUCCAAAAAUUAUUAUUGUCUGUUUAGAAUGUCUUGAGAAUAUUCUGAAGGUUGGAGAAGCGGAGAAAAGGUUUUGUAACACGAGAGAUGUCAAUUUGUAUGCUCAGAUGAUAGAGGAUGCUGAGGGAUUGGAAAAGAUUGAAAACUUGCAGAGUCAUGACAACAAUGAAAUUUAUGAGAAUGCUGUUAGAAUUCUCGAGACAUAUUGGUUGGAAGAUGAAGAUGAGACACUACCUCCAAGCCAUGGUCGACAAGACCGUGAUCUGAAACAUAAGAUCGUACGCUUAUACAGUCUAGCCAACCCUUGGCAUGCUCGUGUAUGUCUGGAAUCGAAAGUUGGUUGGCUUGGCUGGGAUCGCUGCGAAAAAUCGUGGGAGCGGUGGAAUCGUGCAAACAUGUCGUUUCCAUUAUUGGGUUUCUCAGAUAUAUUUUCGAGGGUCGGGUCUGCAGCCCAGUUCAUUAACAGCGCCUUUUGGGAUUUAAAACCCUAAGAUAACACAUUUUAAACACCUCAUUAGCUGUGACAAUUUGUUUAUUUAUUAGCCACUAAUCCUAUUUAUUUGUGGAUUAACUGUCCAAAUUUCUAUACGUACGAGCUCCCUCUAUCACGUAGUGUUAUGCUCUGUUUCGCAUACAAGAGAACAAUACUACAGUCUGCGACUUUGUGCAUACAAACUCUCUCUCACCUUGCUAUGUUCACUUUUGCUAUGUUUUGGAUGCAAGAUAGCAAAGUUCUCUUCUUCGCUACUAUUUGAGUGGCUUAUGAUUAUGAUUAAAUUUUGAUUUUGAUGUUUUGGAUUUGCUUAUGGGGAUUUUUUAGUUGUUUGUGGCAUUUAUGAAUUUUGUAUGACUUCAUGUUAUGAAUCUUAAUCCCAAAUUUCCACUUUAAUAAAGAAUCUU